AUGAGCCGGCAACAAAUCCAGGCUUCCGACAUUACCAGAAUGUUCUUUAAAGACACUGCGCUCCGCUUAAAAUAUACAUUAUGGGCCGGAGCAUGUGAACUAAUUCAAUUAACGAAUUACGGGAGUGCGCACGAGGCAGCAAGCUCUCGGCAGCCGGGCUGGGCUCCGGCUUCGGCUCGGCCUGAGGCUGGGGACUCCGUGGCCGCGGCCCCCGUCACAGGUGUCUCUAGAGCUUUGGGCCCUGGCGGCCCCUCUAGUCCCCGAGCGGCCCGCCCAGCUCCUUCCCGGCCCUCUGCAGCAGCUCCAGUCCGGAGACCCGCUGGUUGUCGCGUUCCCAGGAGUCAGGACUUUCUGGGGGCCCGGGCGGGGGGGAGGAGGAAUUCUGCCCAGAGUCUGCAGCAGUUGGUAGCAGGCAAGCUUUCUCCUGGGUGUCGCCUGGAAAAGUUGCAAAAUUGCUGUUCACCUGUAAGAACAUGCUCUUUAUCUUCCAGUCUCUUCUUGUCAAUUUGGAAAUCGCAGACAGCCCGGCUCAGACUUAUUUGUGCAUAUAGUAGAAGUCUUCCCGGUGGCAUGAAUCAACAAAGAGUUGAGUAACGAGGAAGCAAUUUGAUCAGCUAAUUUGGAGAAAUUGAGUCCUACAACUAUUAUUUAGUUCAUCAAAACAUGUAAACCUCAAUGAGAACAAUGAAAUGUGUGACAAUUCUUUUUUACCAGAAAAGUACUGUUUGAAAUUAUAUUUUAGGGUUAUGAAAAUUUUACUUGGGAUUGAACACAGUAAACUUCAGAUGACUUUUAUAUUAUUUAAGAAAGAGAAGUGUGAGUUAAAUAGUGUUCUCCAUAAGCACUUGUUUUAACCUCUGUUACGUAACAUUUUGUUACCAAGGAUUCUACUAGUUAGCGCUUCUACAUAGGUAUACUACAAUGAUAAUUGAUGUUAUAACUGAUCAAUCAUGAUGAUUUUCAGUCAUUGAAUGACCUUUUUAAUUAUCAAAGUUUCAGCUGUGCACAAUUCUAGUUUUACUUGCUAUUUGUUUUUAAUUAUUAUUUUAUAAGAAUUGUCAAUCUAUUAGAAAACCAUUAGCUAGAUUAUUUGAAUAAUAUCCAUAUCCUCCAAUCAUGUAAGGUAACAUAAUUUAUUUUCUUUGCUCCAGUAGGCACCUAGGGUAUUUGAAACCUUGAGGAGAUCAUUUUUAAACACUCCCCUUGUCUUAUACCACAAAACUAUCUUCUGUAAAAUUUAUAAAAUGAAAACAAUAAUAAUAACAACGUCUAAAACACAAAAAUAAACCAUGAAUAUUUUCUUUUACUGAACUUUCAAUUUAUAAUUGUUCAGUAAAGGAAAAUAAAUAAUUCUAAAUAAAUAGAGAUUAUAGUGCAAAAAAAUAGAAAAAAAAUGAAUUAAUAGUCUGUAAGUAUAUUAGUGCAUUUUUUGAGAAAAGGGAAAUAUUAUAUCUACAUAUCAGUCUGUUGCAGUAAUAAAUAAUAAUAUAAUGCUUGCUUU
Messenger RNA from Sapajus apella (tufted capuchin), 1501 nucleotides. RefSeq lists its product as uncharacterized. The coding region runs from base 1 to 594 and encodes 197 amino acids. NCBI's taxonomy places the organism in Eukaryota, Metazoa, Chordata, Mammalia, Primates, Cebidae. The transcript has 4 exons. The record is from RefSeq and is a predicted model, not a curated record.